Passer montanus (Eurasian tree sparrow) is the source of this 5094-nucleotide messenger RNA. RefSeq names its product membrane associated ring-CH-type finger 2 (gene MARCHF2). The transcript is spliced from 5 exons. The record is from RefSeq and is a predicted model, not a curated record. Gene Ontology annotation, biological process: protein ubiquitination. Gene Ontology annotation, molecular function: zinc ion binding; ubiquitin-protein transferase activity. Lineage: Eukaryota; Metazoa; Chordata; Aves; Passeriformes; Passeridae. Bases 1593 to 2426 code for a protein of 277 amino acids.
GAGAUUAGAAAGUCUUCUAUUAGAAAUUAGAAACUAUUCUGUAAAGUGAGGGAAUGCUUUCAAAGUUGGCAUCUGGUUCUGAGGCACCAGUGAAAGGCUCUCUCCCUCUUGAACGCAUGUACAUGAAGGAAGCUCUCCUGACAGAUGAAGCCCUUGGUUGUGCGAGUUGCUUAAUUUCCAAGACAUGAAAAGCACUUGUGCUUACCCAAAUCAGUGUUUUCAGGGCUUCAAGGAUCAUGUUCUUAUACUGGCUUUUUUGAUUUUUUUCCUCUGUAGUGUGGCCAAGCCUCCAACCAGGAACAAGCCCUUAUUUUCUUUAGUUAUUUUUGUUAGAUUUUGGCUUAGUUGAACCUGACAGAACUGCAGUUUCAUGAGAAUGUUUGACUCCUGUUGUGCUCAGAGAUCUCAAAACAAAAACCUUUCCUUGGAUGGGAUGGUGAAUUGCCUGCUUCUACCUCCAGGAGGCAAAGAUUGCCAAUUCCCCCCACUCCCCCAGAAUUUAACAAACCUAAUUUGAUUUCAUAUAUCUUAUUUGGGGUUGUGGUUGUUCUAUUUCCUUUUAUUCCUCCCCUUUUUUCCUUUUUAUUGCUUUCAUUUGAACUUCUUUUGUGGAUUUAUUUCAUCUUGAAAUCCAGCCACCAGGAUGAGGCAGCAUUCCAGCUCUGAUCCCAGCAGUGCUGGCGCACAGGGAUUACUGUGCGUGCCUUACAUAAGGCAGUCCUGUUUACAGACACAGGGAUUUUGGUUUUACCAGCAGUACAAUGUUGUUGGAUUGUGUUCAGUGUGACUCACUGUAACCUCAGCUCUUUAUUUCUGCACAGCUGCCUCUCAGGGACCAGGUUAAAGGCAAUUGGCAAAAACAGGGUUUUUCUAAAUCUGCAGAGCAUACCCAAUUUUGGGGAUGAGAUAUCCCCUACCAGGGAGGAGCAUGGCUGUUUCUGGCAGCUUGGGUGAGCUGCUGCUGCUGCCUUACCUCAAAGGCAGGGAGUUCUCCUCAUCAGAGCCAGCUCCUGGUUUGCCUUGUUGUAUGUCUUCUCUCCAUUUCUUGCAUUUGCUGUUUGUUCUGUGUCUUCUCUUUGCUGGGUGAAUGUUGAAAACGUGCUGGUGUGCUUUGCUGUUUGCAAGUGGCUCUUGUAAAAGUCAUGAUUGGUCUGAACAGUUGAAAGGGAAAGGAGUCAGGCUGGCCUGCUGCCCUUCCCAAGGAGGAUUUUUUGUGCUUUUGGGUUGUUGAUAUCCACACAUUCACUGUUGGGAUGUACCACAGCAGAUACAGAAAUGGAAGCAUGUGUAUUUCUUUAAUGAAAUAAAGAGCAAAAACAUCUAAGAUGGGAUGGGAGAGCCUUUUGGGCUUGGACAGUCUUUCAAGUGCUCAGAAAGCUUCUGAAGGCAGCUGAGAGGGGCCUCCUGAACCCAUCCACAUAAACUGGUUUAGGUGCCCUGUUCAGGUGAAACUUUGCUGUAUUUAUAGAGAGUAUGAAUGUAAGUUUUCACAAUGGCUCUAGCCAAAACAGCACAGGCCCAUGGGGCUUCUGGUUGCCUUCCCCAUCUCUGUAUCAGCACAUUCAAUUUGAAAGGCUUCGUCAGGUUAAAGGAUGGUUACCAGGAAUUCUCUCUGGGCAAGGCAGAUUUGCAAUUCUGAUGGUCUCCCGGGUGCCGGGCCCGGGACAGAGGGGCCCAGAGCUGCCAUGACGACAGGGGACUGCUGCCACCUCCCUGGCUCCCUGUGCGACUGUCCGGGAAGCGCUGCCCUCUCCAAGUCGGUGGAGGAGUCGGACCUCGGGCGCCCGCAGUACAUCACCCAGGUCACGGCCAAGGACGGGCGCCUCCUCUCCACGGUGAUCAAGGCGCUGGGCACCCAGAGUGAUGGUCCCAUCUGUCGAAUCUGUCAUGAAGGUGGAAAUGGGGAGGGACUGCUUUCCCCAUGUGACUGCACAGGAACACUGGGCACCGUGCACAAGAGCUGCCUGGAAAAAUGGUUAUCCUCCUCCAACACAAGUUACUGUGAGCUCUGCCACACAGAAUUUGUUGUAGAAAGAAGACCAAGACCCUUGACAGAGUGGCUGAAGGACCCCGGGCCCCGCAAUGAGAAGAGGACGCUGUUCUGUGACAUGGUGUGUUUCCUGUUCAUCACUCCCCUGGCGGCCAUCUCGGGCUGGCUGUGUCUGCGCGGGGCCCAGGACCACUUGCAGUUCAACAGCCGGCUGGAGGCCAUCGGACUCAUAGCACUCACUAUAGCACUUUUCACCAUCUACGUCCUCUGGACACUGGUCUCGUUCCGCUACCACUGCCAGCUGUACUCGGAGUGGCGAAGGACCAACCAGAAAGUCCGCCUGAUGAUCCCUGCCUCGCGGAGCCCCCAGCCCCUGCCCCACUCCCUCCUCUCCGCCAAGCUCAUGAAGAAGGCGGCGGAUGAGACCACGGUCUGAGCCGUGCCGCGGCCGGCCAGGGUGGCCCAGGGACCCUGGCAGCUGUGGGGGCACUGGAAAACAAUCAUCCCACCCAAAGGGACUCUGUGCUCAGCACGUGCUUUAGACCUUGGCAAAGAGACACAUAAUCAGCAUCUGUGGGUGAAAUGGCCCAAAAGAGCCUGAUGGCAGAAAAUGCCUGUCUGCAGGGACACUUUCCUAUAACGAAAUACCAUACAUGGAAAACAUCUCCCUCUAUAUAUAUAUCUAUAUAUAAUAUUUUUUAAUGGCCAUGCAUAUUGUGUUUCAAUCCUUUUGUGUUGAUGUUCUAAGCUUCAGGAUAGAAGCUGGCAACCUGAUCUCAUUCAGAGGUUAAAUCAAUGCCUUUUCUCCAAAUGAUCAUAUGAGGAACACUUUUCAUCAACCAUUCUUGAAAGUCCCCUUAUCCUUUGCACUAAAUUGGUUUUGAUAUACUGCAGCAGCCUUCCCGUUACUCUUUGGUCUUUUUUGUGGUGUUCUGUCCUUUCUAGAAAGCUGAGUGUUUUUAAUAAUUAUUAUAAUCCCAGAAGGAGUAAAAUGACAUAAUACUGAAUGGAGACAUUUUGUAUUGUAAAGUACUGUAAUUUUGAGAAUUUCAAAAUCAGUUUCAGAAUGAGAGAAUCUUUUCCGGUGCAGACAUGAUCUCACAAAAUGCUUUCCUUGAGAUCCUGGCUUAUCCCCAGGACUCGGAUGCACUCAGCCCUUGGUCUGUCUGGCAAAGGUAGAUGGAGGAUCCGAGGGUGGGAAGAGAUGGCUCUGUACUAGCUAAACCCACCAUUGCCUUUUGCUUUGAAAAGAUUGAGAAAGGAGCUUUCCUGACCCCAGAAGGUGGGAGUUGGAGUUUCUGUUUGCUGAUGUCCUUUUGCCAGCUUGAGGCUGGACCUCCUGUAGCAUCAGUUUCACAUGUACCUUAGGGGACAGGCCAUGCCCUGGCAGGACGCAGGUGCUCUUGGCUGUCUCUGCACUUUAUUUGCACAUUCCAGAGGAGCUGCUGGGAUUGGGUUCAUCCCUGGUAGUGCUGCCUGCCUGUUGUGUCCUCUAAUGAAACACCAACCCAGUGUGUUGGUCCCAAAGAACAGGCUCUGGGUCCCUUGUCCUGUGGGGCCGGUGUUCCUCCUUCUCCUGCUCCUUUCACCUGUGUUUCCAGUACAUGCAGCUCUCAAAGCCCUCUGUCUGACAAUGCCCCCUUUGCCAAGAGUCUCCCUGGUUUGGCUUUGGUCCUUGCCUCUGCCACGUCACCCUGCCAGACAGUGCCUGGUGCUGAGCUUUCCUGAGUGGCACAGGCUGUGAGGACACUGGUGGUGCUGCUGCCCUGCCAGGGCUCCAGAGCUGUGUGCAGCUGCUUUGCUGGAGCCUGGGCUCUGGCUCCAUGGUGGUGAGGGUAGAGAGCAGGCAAGAGGCAGGCUCCGAGAGGCCUGUGUCCUUGCAGUGCAUGGUGGUGGUCGUGCACUUAUCCCUCUGCCCCUUUGCUGAAAGCAAGUGGGUCAGUGCAAUGCCCUGUGAGAUGGAGAUCUGUAAUUUCCUGAAUUCAAAGCACCAUGAAUUCAAGUGCACCUCCUCCUCCUCCUCUUCCUCCUCCUCCUCCUCCUCUCUGUCUGCAAAGCAGGAUGUGUUUCCUUGUGUGUUCCCUCAGCCUGAGCUGGUAGUUGCUGAACAGCAGGGACCAGUGUGCUGUCUUGCCCAACAGGAUUGCUCCAGCCCUUGGCCCUGGUGUCUGCUCUCCUCUGUUCCCCCUCCCAGGUGCAGCUUGGGGAUACCCUGACACAUCUUGCAGCAGCCUCUCUGUGCCCUGAGGGCUGCUCUGAACUGGUCUCUGUUCAAGCGUGAGGGGCUGGUGUGACUGUGGGGUGAAUGUCCUCUGCUGCAGCCAGGCUGCACAUCUCUGCUCCCCUCUCUCGGCCAGCCCCCCAACUGUCCCUUCCCUUCUUCCACAUACCUGGGGUGUCUGCCCUUUUCCCAGUCAUGCACUCAUGCAGGGAUUACUCUGCUUCUGGUACUCUUGGUGGAGAGGCUGCUGCAGCCCAGCUCCAGUCACAGUCCCUGCUCCAGUCCCAUCCCAUUCCCAUGCAGGUGCUCCCCACCCUGCACACCCUUCCAUAGCAGCAGGCUCUGCACCACUGCUCUGUGCCUUGUCCUGAGUGCCCAUUCCUUCAGCCCCUUCCCAACAAACCCCCUGUCACCAGGACAUCACCAGUGAAGAAAAAUGGAGGGGUGGUUUAACCUUCCCAGCCCUGGCUGCCUCCCAGGAGCUUGGCCCCACAAGGCACCGAGUUCUGCAGAUGAGGGAUGCUCUCUCCCAUUGCAUGUCCCCAGGGUAAGGACUUCAUGGAGCCAAUGUUCCAGUUAAGAAACCCACCAUCAAUCCAAAUAUGCAACUGUGAAAGCCAGAAGCCCUUGGCUGGGGCAGUGGGGGCCCAGUCCUGUCUGUGGCCAUGGCUGCACUCAGCAUCCUUGGCUUUGCUGUCAUUGCCAGAAAUGGGAACUGUUGCAUGUGCCCCCACAAGACCCAGUAGUGACUCUUUGAGUCUUGUCCUCCUUCCCAGAGGUGUUCAGCUCGUGGAUGUGGGCAAUUGGUGUCUGACCCACCACGUUCCAGUGCGUUCUGGGGAAAUGGGCUGUGCAAUGAUGUAAAUAAAAGUGAGACAAACUU